AGGUCAGUGUGAAGAGCCUUGUUGACUACUGCUGUGGCGGGGCAGGAGCACGCAGCUCAGAAGGAUGGCAUCACCCUUUGUGCCUGUACCUGUGCCGAUGGGCAGAGCCUUGUCAGGAGUUAACGGAAAGCUGAGACGACCACAGCGAGCUUCGUCUCUGGGCAGCGUCUCAAACAGUUUGGCCGGGGAGAACAACGAAAGAGAAUGUGGAUUGUUAGGUUCCCAGCGCCACUCACGCUGCGGCAGCCGGAGCGGGACACCACCACCCUCCCAGAGCCCUGUCACGCGGGCCAGGGUGAACGGCACUCUGGAGCCCUCCAUAGAGUACUCCAGCUGUCCCCGCUCCAUAUCAGAUCCUGCUCAAAGUCAGCUAGACGAGGACAGGCCUAUUACUCCCACUUUACUGGGGUAUGAGGUCAUGGAGGAGAGGGCUAAAUUCACGGUCUUUAAAGUUCUGGUAAGAAAGACUGCAGAUGAGAGCUGGGUUGUCUUUCGAAGGUACACAGACUUCUCCAGACUCAACGACAAGCUUAAGGAUAUGUUUCCAGGUUUCCGCCUCUCGCUGCCUCCCAAGCGGUGGUUCAAAGACAACUAUGACACAGACUUCCUGGAAGACAGACAGCUAGGACUACAGGCCUUUUUGCAAAACCUGGUUGCACACAAGGACAUUGCCAACUCCCAGGCAGUGAGAGAGUUUCUGUGUCUGGAUGACCCACCUGGGCCUUUCGAUAGUCUCGAGGAAAGCAGAGCGUUCUGCGAGACUCUGGAGGAAAGCAAUUACCGUCUCCAGAAGGAGCUGCAGGAAAAACAGAAGGAGAUCGCCUCCCUGAAGAGAAGACUGGAUGAAAGGGAGCAAGCCAUCCUGCUACUGGAGAAGCACGUCAAUGGUGAGUGUGUCAGUGGUGAGUGUGUGAGCCCAGGGUCUCUGUGUGGUCUGUCAGCUCAGGGCAGUGAGAACAGCGCAGACGCAGAUCCAGAUGUGGAAUCGUCUGCUGUAGAGGCGGAUCAGGAUGUGCCUGACGACUCUGGCAGUGCCGCCCCUAUCUGAAAACAGCCUCAUAACAUGUGAGUGGCAGGUGUGAGGUCGAGCCGGUGCGAUCGUCUGCGUGUUGGUGUGGGCCGUCACACAGCACAUCCCCUCCGAUCAUCCAAGUCACUCAGCUUUACCACCAGAAGCUGGAACAAUAACAAAAACCCAGGUUCUCUUUUUUCACUCAUCUCGUCCUCCAGAACACUCCACCUUUCUAAUGUUUUAGAGCUAUUCCACACCCGUUUUUGUGUUUUUCUUCCCACAAACCAAUUUCCCCUUCCAGAUUGAAGGCCCUGUUUUACCUUCUAUUCUUAGAGCUGGAUCUGGCGCAGCCUUUAUCUGUGUAUAUGUUUGAAAGGGAAACAUUUGUAUAUACAACAGCUGGUUCAGCUUCAAUUAUAAUUCCAUCUACGGGUCAUUGUAUCUUCCCAUACACAUGACUUCAUUCCGAAGAGCUUGUGCAAAUUGUACAAAAUAUAACCUUUAUCUGGAACUACAUGGCUGCUUUCAAUGGGGACUCUUAGUACUCCUUGUUCACUUUUGAACCAUGAACUGCGUCAGUCCGAUUGGAUCAAUCAGAUCCUGUGGUCACAAAGCCAAAGUUUGGCUUCUUGGCCAAAAAAAAAAGAUAACUUGAAGACUUUCACAAUUGUGACAAUCGUAGAAUUUUCUCACGUGAUUCUGCAAAUGUGCAUUGCCUUAUGGCUCCUUCCUUGUGACAAGUGGCCCUCUUCAAAUAAGAGAAACAACACCCCCAUGUGGCUACAGAAUAAAAAAAAGUCUGGAUACAUGAGAAGUCUCAGGAUACACAUUGGUAACCAGGUGGGUAUCACAGAGGAUGGAUUCUGAUUCAAAUACAUUAUGUCAUUGCUUUGUACUGCCAUUGACUCUCAUUGAGGCUAUAGACUGACCUUGAGAAGCCUCACUGUUUUCACUUCUGAUUUGCAUCUAAAAGUAGAGAUUCCCUUAAUGUUCUAGUGCCAUGGUGGAUUUUUUAUAAAGUUUAGUCCUGCGAGAGACUACAAAAGAUGUAAUGUACUCUACUGAGAGAGAGAGAACCCAAGGAAACGUGGCCCAUUGUUGCUUUUUAAGUAAUGUACACUAUCAUGCAUUAGUUUGCUUUUCGACAUUGAUUAUGCUAAUGUAAAAGGUCCAUAAUAUUUACAACACUUAACCUCUUCUGGCACCUUGCCUGUUAAGGAAGUGUAGACUGAGCCUGGAAUUGUAUCAGUUUCCUCAAGGUCUAACUAGAUAUUGUAAAGCAGCUAUAUAAAAGGAUCAGUUCACCCAUUUUACGAAAAGGGUUUUUCAAUCUUCUUGAUACAGUUUAUGUGAACUGAUGGUUGUUUGGUGCUCAAAGUAUUGGAAAAUUGCAUAUAAAAAAACUGAAAUCCACAGUCAAUCAAGAGGUAUGACUGUCUUUAAUGGAACCACCAUCUUUAAAAUAAUAACGCCUUAACAACGCCUUCCGGGGGUAACAUCCUGAGUAGCUGACCUCCAUUAUAUUUUGGUAGAAGCAGAAAGGGCCAGCUACCUCAACAUCUCUGCAGAUAAAAACAAAUAUAUACAUUGCAAGAUACCCAGAGGAGUGGUUUGGGUGAACUGUCCUUUUAGGAACACGAUCGUCUAUUUAUUUUAGGAUGAACCUCUGCUUCAGUCAAGGAAUGCAGAAAGAAAGCCCCGCUUGUGGUGUUUAUUUACCUGAUAACCAGGUUAUGACCUGACAGACAAAGGAGUUCAAAAAACAUUCGUUUUUACAACUCGGGCUCGGAUUUUAGAGAUCAAGGCCAAAAAUGAAAAUGAGAUGAGGAACCAUUAUACUACUUUUCAGGAAGGGCUGGUUGUGAUGUGCGUGUUAUCAGAAUUAAACCUCAUACUCAAAAGCCAUAUUGAACACUUGAGAAGGGGCAAUGGUUUCACAUGUGGCAGUGUGUAAUGACCAGCUGCGGGUUUGAGUUAAUGAAGUGUAUAAUUACUACAGCUAUUGUAAAAUGGUCUGAAACGAGGCCUAUGAAUAGGUCAAAUUAUGCACUUUAUGGAUGAAUGGCAACCCCUCAUGUUUGCUAGGAUAUGUUUUUUUUACUCCUUCAUUUGUUUGCGACGGAAACGUGCCUUUUCAACCACUGAAUCUGUCUCGAUUCACAACUGGAUCUUAUGUGUUAAUAUGUCAUUUAUGUAUAUGGGGUUUUGUUCGGGUUAAUUCCCUUCACGUGUAAUUCUAAGUGCCUUGAACAUCUUUCACUUAAUGUUUCUUUUUAUGUGUUUGAAUAGGUUUGUGUAAAACAUGAGAUGUUGGUAGGAAAUUAAAGUUGUUCCUCUGAAGGAGAUCAUGUUUUAAUUGACACUCGUGUAUGUCGUUGUUUGGAAUAGACUGAACUGACAUGGUUUUUUAAUAUUGCAUUAAUUAAUAUGAAGUUCACAUAUGCACUACUUUGGUAUCACUAUUAAUGUCCUGGAUUUUAAAGGGACAAUUCACGUAGAAAUCUGGUCUGAAAUGAAUACUUUGGAUACUGUAGCCCAUGCUAUAGCAGAGAUGUUUAUCAGAAAUAAAUGUUUAACUCACUAAAUUAAAUGUGGAAUGAUCUAUUGAGUUCACAUGUAUAAUUGUUCACAUUUAAAGUCAAAGGAGAUGGUAUCAGUAGUUUUUGCUUGGGUGAAAUUGGGUCUCUUCCAAUAAGUGCUAAGAUGAUAUGGGCUUACAGUUGCAGUAUGUCCUAUUUUAAAAGUGUGAUGCUCUCAAAAUGUAAUAAAUUAUUAUGACUUAUGAAAA
Gymnodraco acuticeps is the source of this 3800-nucleotide messenger RNA. RefSeq names its product sorting nexin 16 (gene snx16). Lineage: Eukaryota; Metazoa; Chordata; Actinopteri; Perciformes; Bathydraconidae. Gene Ontology annotation, biological process: endosome to lysosome transport; protein targeting to lysosome; early endosome to late endosome transport. The coding region runs from base 65 to 1048 and encodes 327 amino acids. The record is from RefSeq and is a predicted model, not a curated record. The transcript has 8 exons. Gene Ontology annotation, cellular component: late endosome; extrinsic component of endosome membrane; early endosome. Gene Ontology annotation, molecular function: phosphatidylinositol binding.